AUGCAGACAACCCUCCUUUUCUUCAGAUUGGCAGCAAUACUGUCUCUCUUCCACAUGGGGUAGGUGCAUUUCUGAUACGUUUCCUAAAACUUGUUCAGGGGAUAAUGAUGCCAACAUGUUUCAUUUAGGAUUUUACAGAAUAUUUAGCAAGCAGCUCGAUUUCGCCUUCAUUUGUUGAUGUAUUUAUUUGUAAAAAAGUUACUCUUUCAAAUGUCAUGGGUAAUGUUGAGGAAAUCACAUGGUCGUUUCUCCCAUAGUCUUUACAGUCUUUUUGAAUACACAAUUAACAUUGCUGGGCUGCGAUAAAUAUUUCCAUAAUGAAGAACCAGCUGUUACUCAUUUUUUGUUGACUGAACUGCUUCCGGUACGAGCGUAAUAUCUAAACUUCCUCAGUUACUGCGUAUGUAGGAUGUUCUGACUAACAAAGGUCAUUGCGUCUCAUACAUCGAUCUGGUUGUCGCAAGCUUAUUCUCCAAAAAUACGGUAAUUCGACAAGCACCGUCUUCCAAAUUACAAUCCAAAUAUAGUGCAAAUCGUUCGGAUGCUCUGUUAGUCCUGAAAUGUUUUCUAGAAAACCAGCAAACUCACGAACAUGGCGUUUACUAAAGGCGAACGCAUUUUUACUGAGGCGAUGCAAUAUUAGAGUUGAUGAAUUAGUUAUAAUUGUUGUAUGACAAGGAUGUUAUGGAAACAUUAUUGUCUUGCAGUCGUGGAAACAAUCUGUGCUCUUGGAGCCAGCGAAUGAUUCCGAAGAAUGCCACUGGGGACAUUACGCUGGAGGUGCCGAUAGUGUACAGCUAUAGGGUACGUCAACUAUUUAGCAUACCUUUUUGCAUUAUAUUUUGCUGCAAUAUAUCUCUGGUAAUGCAGGCUCCAUGUGACACUAUCCAGAAUAGUUUGGAUGAUAAUUUAAUGAAAUCUGCUUGCAUAUGUUAAAGACAGGAUACCUUGGAAAUGAACCAUUUUGGACAUACGCGGGUGCAAGAGGAUGGUGUUCAUACAAUGAAGGCUACUUCCGAUGUCCCUACACUGCACGUACGAUUACUUUGCAUCUUUAAAUACUGUAACUUAUUUUAUUGUUUGAAAACCCCCUUAUGUUACAUCUUGAUGUUCGUACAUUCACACUAGGGCAUGACUUAAAAAACCAUACCUUUUUCUUUGUUCGAUUCCUUUAAGAUGGUGAUUAUUAUGCAACGAGUGUAACUCUGCCGAACGUUGAGAAAAUCUCCUAUGCCAUGCUAGAAAGCGAUUAUCCAAUUACAAUUCACAAACCUGGCGAUGAGGGCAUCCGUACGUUUAAUUAUGCCGCAUCAUAAAAUAGCAUUACUUUCUUGCAAUCCGUGCAGGGUUUGCCAGUGCAGAAAGAAAUCAGCUAGCUCGAACUUCUCAUUGAAACGUUUAAUUUUAGCUGGCUUCUAUGUAAAAGAAGACAGCAGGUUGGAUAUCUGCACAAACGGCAAAAAGGUCAUUUUGGAAUUUGUGAUGAAUGGCAAUGAAACGGACCUGCGAGAUGUGAGACAUGCUAGUUAAACUCAUUAAAUGCUAAUUAAAACUCUCCUUGCUAAUUAUCGUCUGUAUUUCAAGGUUAGCUGCUACAGGUCUGGGCGACUUCUGUGCUCCGGAUUGCAACUCCAUGGCACGCCAAAGAAUGCCAAUUGCGGUAGGUGACCCCUCCACUGACUGCUUGUUAUCCUCCGUACACCGCAUAUAUUAAGGGCUGUUAUUAAUCUAAUUCGAAACACAACACUUAGCGUCCAUCCAUCUCCACUGGUUCAGGAUAAGGAGAUCAGUAGCAUGGUUUGCAAAGAAAACAAAGUUUGCUAAACGUUAUUUUGAUAAAAAUUUGGUGCAUUAUUAGACGCGACUAGUUAAUGAUGAAAGCCCUCGAGAAUAUCCAUGGUACGCACAUGGUCAGUCCCGAUUAUAUGUCUUAAGUCUUUCCGACAGCACAGAAGCAGAUGGAUAGAUAAGCCAUACAUCUAUACAUUUACGAUCCCGAGUUUCUUUAACUUUGAAAUCUGUCUCACAGCGUUGAACAACCUAGGUGAUACAGUAACUUUAUUAAUGAAUAUUUAAUUAAUUCUCCUGUUUUUUUUAGUUCUUACGCAUACAGUGAUUUUACAACCGCAUUAGCAUAAAACAACCUGACUUAUAAUGAGUCUUUGUUUGAUUAUACACCAGUCUUCACUGCUUAAACUACAUAUCGAAUAAUUGCUCUCUUAUCUAAUUAUUUAGCCUACAACAUAAAGGAGGGUCGUUUGAGAUUCGGAUUUACUGUGAAGUACAAAAAGGCACCAAAGUCCUUCUUGUACUGUUACGCAAACAAGGAAAAGACUAGAGCACUGACCUACAUUAUCGACUGGAGAGGUUAGUUUUCGACACCGUUAGUGCAAUUUAAAAGUGAUGGAAAUGUCUUUUUGAUACUUAAAUUGCUAGCGUCAACGCCCACCCUGUGUGUUAAUGACGGUCAGAUAGAAAACACUGAGCAAUUUGUCAGAAGUGCAUCUGCACUGGCCAGGACUACACAGAGAUUGUCCUGUAGCGUUUCCCGUAGUGCAGAUGUCUCCAUUCAAUAAAGCUGGCAUGUAAAAAGUAAUCAAUUACAGGUAAGUCGCAAUAACGAAUUAAACAAAAAGAUGGAAAAUGAUUUGAUUGCAAUCGUCAGUGACUCUCCGAUUUGAGGCAAAUGUGGACUUUACAUUAAUUUACACUCAAGCAAUGUCUGUUGCUCAGAUACGUGAUUUUACGCCCAAAACACGCUGAUUUUGAGUUUUCUUGAAUUGCAGGUCCAAAAUAA
Messenger RNA from Spirometra erinaceieuropaei, 2797 nucleotides. Lineage: Eukaryota; Metazoa; Platyhelminthes; Cestoda; Diphyllobothriidea; Diphyllobothriidae. The record is from the annotation of a GenBank genome assembly.